ACGUAAUAAUCCACUUGAAUUCUCUUCUCCUCUUGGGCGUUUCGACAGUUAUUCACAAAAAAGAUGAAAACAGAAUAAACUUUCAAAAGUCUUUUUACGUCAAACCGCUAAUCAAAAAAAGUGACAUAUUUAAAAAUUGCACAUUGAACAAAAGGUUACAUGGGACAAACUUUUGCCUAUUCACGAAAAAAAGACAUAAGGAAGCAUUAGCCCUCCGAAAGUACCGAAUGACUGGACCCUCGACAGCCAGGAGGCACCACGGACUAGAUGGCAGGAAGCGAAUAAACAAAGUCACCAUGCUGCCCCAUAAAGAAAUAAAGCUCCCCGCAAGGAGAUGCAUGAUACUGGGCAAAAUGGACAACUGGAAUGCGCGUAAAAUCUCCAAGUCAGGCGUCAAAACGCACAGAAAGCAGAGGGUAAAUUUAUUGAGGAAGCGAAUUUACUUUGAAGAAGAGGACCGAUUUGUUAAGCUAAGAGUCAGUGCAAGAGGAUUGAAGACUAUAAAAAAAUAUGGCCUGGGUUACUGCUGUAAAAAAUUUAACUUGGACUUAAGCAAGAAGAAAUAUGAUGCUGGUCGUUCCCCCAGAAGAAAGAAAAAGAAAACUGACGAAUUCGCUUCCGCACAAAAUGACGCAUUCAAUCAGAGAGCACCCCAAGUGCAUGAAGAUGCGAAUGAAAUUUUGAAAAAUCUCAAUUUAGACAAGAAGAAUAAGUGACAAAUCGUGGCCACGAAGUUGGUUCCCGUAGAUCGAA
This is a messenger RNA of Plasmodium vivax (malaria parasite P. vivax), 753 nucleotides long. Its product is annotated as 50S ribosomal subunit protein L28, putative. Gene Ontology annotation, molecular function: structural constituent of ribosome. The record is from RefSeq and is a predicted model, not a curated record. The transcript is spliced from 5 exons. Gene Ontology annotation, cellular component: ribosome. Bases 228 to 716 code for a protein of 162 amino acids. Gene Ontology annotation, biological process: translation. Lineage: Eukaryota; Apicomplexa; Aconoidasida; Haemosporida; Plasmodiidae.